GAUGAUUCUUGGAACUCUCCUAACCAUCUUUCUUUGUUUUCUGCCAACGUGGAGCCGUCUGCCCGAGGAGCUUCGAGAAGAUGACAGCAAGUGUUACCAACAGUGCUUUCAUAAAUCCGAAAAGGAAUGUCCGAGUCCAAGCGAUUCUUGCAGAUGCCGUCAGUUGAGUGAUUGCAAGAAGGCUGUGGUUUGUUGUGAUAUUAACGAUCAAAAUUUAAAAGAUCAACUGAGAUGCGGAAAUUUGAUUCAAAACGAAAUAGAAGCCCUGCACAUACAAAACGCCACACUAGAAGUCCUGAACCUCAACUUAGCCGAAUGGAAAAACCUAAGGACCAUGGCCAUCACCGAUGGCCGUAUAAAAAACGUCAGCGAGGCCUUUCCUAAAAUGACGAUGGUCUCCUGUCUAAAUUUAUCCUCAAAUGGUAUAAGGGAAUUCCAGAAGAGGUCCUUGUUCAACCUCUUUAAUCUAAGUUUUCUAGAUUUGUCUCACAAUAACUUGACAGAAGUGCCCAACUUUAAGAUGUACGGAGCAGUGACGUUGGAUAUUUUGGGUAAUCCUUCUAUACAAUGCACAAGCGUAAGAGAGACUUUUAACAAAUCAAAGAUAUCGUUUAAAAACGAAAACUCAACGUAUUGCUCAAUUGCCACGAAAACUUUCGGAUGGUUUGAUGCCAAAGAUCAAGUUGCCGUAUCGGAGCUACGAAGAGCUCACGAGCUGGAAAACAAUUGCAUCAAAAACUGUACCUGCAAGCCUCACUCUUUGACCCUUGGCAUGGGGCAACCCCGGGUGUAUACCGUAUCUGUCGAGUGCCCAAGCACUAAUUUGCACUACUUACCGAAGCCUUUACCACCGUAUACUGUCGCCUUAGAUGUUUCUAAUAAUAGUAUAUCAUCCUUGAAAGAAUUGAACGAUCCGUCUUAUCAACAUUUGCGGAUUUUAAUGGCCGACAACAAUGAAAUCACUUCGAUAGAACCUUUAGAAGGCACUGUGUUCAAAAGUAAUUUCGAAAUGCUCAGUUUACGAAACAACAAAAUAAAAAACAUCGAUCCUUAUUUAUUGGAGUUUUACAGAUCGUCUAUAAGUAUGAGAAAAGUUUAUCUUGGAUUGAAUGAGUUAACUUGUGAUUGCACUACUAUAACGGACUUCAAGAUGUGGCUGCAGACCAAGUCGGAUUUCAUCACAGAUUACCGUGAGAUCAAAUGCGAAGGUACCGACAUUAGCGUGAUCAAUAUGGAUCCGUCCAAGUAUUGUAGGAGCCACGAGGAUUGGACGGACUACAUCUACUGGAUAAUAGCCGCAGAAGUGUUCUUACUGAUCAGCCUUAUAACCAAAGUGUCUUACGAUUACUGGGUGUUCAAAACCGCCGGUUACCUGCCUUGGCCUGCCAGCAAAAUGCCCAAGUUGCCUUGUGACUGGCUGUGCGAGUAA
Messenger RNA from Diabrotica balteata, 1429 nucleotides. The record is from the annotation of a GenBank genome assembly. NCBI's taxonomy places the organism in Eukaryota, Metazoa, Arthropoda, Insecta, Coleoptera, Chrysomelidae.